AUGCCACCUCAAAGCACCCGCACCGUCUUCGUCGCCAACGUACCGUAUGACGUCUCUGAAGAACAGAUUGCCGGCGUCUUCUCUGAAGUCGGCCCCGUCUCGCACGUAGAGAUCAAGUUCGACCCCCAAACAGGCAAGAGCAAGGGGUACGCUUUUGUGCAGUUCUACGACGAGGCCGCCGCCCAGAGCGCCAUGCGCAACCUCCAAGAAGUACCCAUCAAUGGACGGCCAGUCCGGAUCGAGCUGAGCAACGAUGAGCGCAUGACCCGGCGUCCCGGUGCGCCGUUUGCUGGUGCUGCUGGUGUUGCUGGUGCUGGGGCUGGAGGGGCUGGAGGGAGGCGCGACUCGCCCACGCCAAUCGAUCAUAGCUUGAUGCCCCAGGGAACAGAAGUUGGGCCGGGACAAAAGGCGACCGACGCUAUUUCAAAGACGUUGGCGGAAGUCAACCCGGGCCAGAUGCAGGAGGUCAUGGCCGGGAUGAAGGCCCUCAUAACCACGCAGCCCGAUGAGGCGCGCCGCCUCCUCACCGCCAAGCCCCAGCUCGCGUACGCCCUCUUCCAGGCCAUGCUGCUCAUGAACAUUGUCGACCCGAGCGUGUUACAGCGCAUCCAGCCGCUGCCACCCAGCGCGCCCGCAGCACCACAGGCAGCGUACUCGGGAUACCAGCGCGAGGGUUACUACCCUCCUCCGCCUGCUCCGGCGGCGCAGCAGCCGCCCUUCCGCCAGCAGCCUCCGCAACCCGCGUAUGGUGCUCCUCCUCCAGCUCAACAGUCUGGGUAUGGUGGAGGUUACGGCCGGUCUGCUCCCCCGGCGCCGCCGGCGCCAGCUGCUCCUCCCGCUCUGCCGCCCGCGACGCAGGCUGCUCUGGCAGGCCUCCCCGAGGACCAGAAGGCUAUGCUCAUGCAGGUCCUCCAGCUCACGCCCGACCAGAUCAACGCCCUCGACGCCGAGCAGCAGGCGUCCGUCAGGCAACUUCGCGCCCAGUUCCUCGGAGCAAGUGCAUAG
Cutaneotrichosporon cavernicola is the source of this 1005-nucleotide messenger RNA. RefSeq lists its product as uncharacterized. Gene Ontology annotation, cellular component: mRNA cleavage and polyadenylation specificity factor complex. NCBI's taxonomy places the organism in Eukaryota, Fungi, Basidiomycota, Tremellomycetes, Trichosporonales, Trichosporonaceae. Gene Ontology annotation, molecular function: mRNA binding. The record is from RefSeq and is a predicted model, not a curated record. Gene Ontology annotation, biological process: mRNA 3'-end processing. The transcript is spliced from 5 exons. The coding region runs from base 1 to 1005 and encodes 334 amino acids.